Molecule: messenger RNA, 1842 nt
Organism: Ostreobium quekettii
Lineage: Eukaryota; Viridiplantae; Chlorophyta; Ulvophyceae; Bryopsidales; Ostreobiaceae
Source: the annotation of a GenBank genome assembly
AUGGACGUGCCGCCCCCGCGCCCGCCCGGCAGCUCCGCCGGUGCCGUUCCCAGGCUGUCCCCCGACGUGCAGAGCCUGGCGUCCGGCCUGACUGCCGUCGGGGUGGCGCUGCCCGAGCCGCGGAGCGGAGAGAAGAAGGCUAGGACGGUCCCCGCGGGCGCGGUGGCCGGUGCCAAUGUGGUCCCGUUGGUGAUGGACGACCAGAAUAGGCUCUACAGUGCCAGCAUAUUGACAUCUCCUGGCGACCUGGUGCGAGCAUUCCAACAAAGCCCUGAGCAUGCCCCCCUUCUGCAGCAGCUGCGACUCAGUGGCCUUCAAGUGCGGCAAACCCCCUUUGCACGUCCCGCGCCCAAGACACAGUGGCCAAGCCCCAAUGGCCACGAUGGGCCACCUGCAACAUCUGGAGGCUUCAACGCCGGGGGCUGGAGGGGCCACCAGAAGGAAGGGAGGGACUGCAGAUCAAGUUUGGAAGAUCCGCAAGCUCUGUCCGACAAAGUUGAAAAGCGGUUGGUUCAGAAUCGAGAAGCAGCGCGAAGGUGCCGACAACGGAAGCAGGAGUAUUUGAGGAAACUGGAGCAAGAGGUGGAGGCGUUGAGGAGGAAGUUGAACGCAAGGGGGGCACAAGCAGCAACUGGAGCCAACGGAAAGAGUCAGCCAGCAUCUGCAUCAGAUCAGAUCGCUGGUGAUCGAGCGGACUUCAUUCGCUGGAGGAACGAAGAGCUGAAGCUUGUGCAUUGCAUACGUGACCUCAUGCAAGAUGGCGACGAUGGCAAACUACAGGAAGUGGUGGACACUCUGUUCAAUCAGCAGAUUCGAAUGUGCAACGACCGCCGGAGGCUCAUCGCCAGCGGCAGGUGGCACUUGCUCGCCAGCGGCACCGAACUCAACCCAGCGCAGCGGCUGCUGCUUUGGCUGGGUGGCGUUCGGCCCAGCCUGACCUUCAAAACGACGAUCCACAUGUUGGCAGCUGUGAAGGGGGCGAUGGGCAGCCAUGACAUGUUGUUCCUUCGUCAGCUGUUGGAAAAGAUAAUAGAGAAGGAGAAGGAGCUCCAGGGAAGGCACAAUGAUGAGAGGGACAAACUGGGCCUCGAGUUGGGCUGGCCUUUGAAGGGGGCCGCGGACCGGCCCGCGCAGCAUGACGAGCCCACUUCCGCCGGGCAAAGGGAUUCCAUCAACAGCGUGGAAGAAGAUCUUCACAGCGCUGGCGGCGACGAGCCGGGCAGCCCCGAAGCUGCGGAGGACAACAGCAUGGAGGAGGCGUCCGCGCCUUGCAGAGAGUCUGCGUCAGUGGGCAACUCAGAUCAGGGCGCUGCGUCCCCAUCGCACAUGUCAUGUUCAGGGGAGGCCUCGAACGGGAACGGCAGCAAGCCGACUGUGCAGCCAGCCAUCCCGGAGUCGCUGGCCCACCUGGGCUCAAAUUUGGGAUGGCAGGGUGUGGGGUGGGGGCAGCAGGCUGUGGUGCAGGGCAGGGGGCCUGCGAAGGGCGAAGAUGAGGGGAACAGGCGCAGGAGAGAGCAGCUGGCAAGGAAGUUCCAGGGCAUCAUAGACGUCCUGGCGGACGCCGAGACAUUCCGAUCCGACCUGCUGACCCAGUCCAGGCUUAACCUGUCCCUGCGCACCUUCGCGAUGCUCCUCAUCGCGCCCGCGGAGCUUGCCGAGAGGACGAACAAUCUGGUGGAAUUGGCCGUGCGGUCGAUCAUGCCCCUGGAGGCGCUACAGUCGCCCUCCUGCCCGCGAUUCGGCUCCUUCUCGUCGGUCACGACCAGACCCCGGAGCGAGACCCCGGCAUCGCCAUGCUCGCUGCCAUUCGACCCCCCAAGGUGCAGGUCGGGAUUCUUUUGA